This is a messenger RNA of Haemonchus placei, 1701 nucleotides long. The record is from the annotation of a GenBank genome assembly. NCBI's taxonomy places the organism in Eukaryota, Metazoa, Nematoda, Chromadorea, Rhabditida, Trichostrongylidae.
AUCAGCAUGAUCAGAGGAUUGAAUUCAGUUUGGCAGGCACUUAUUGCUGGUUGCUUUACGUGGGGUGUAACUGCACUUGGAUCAUCUUUAGUAUUCGUGAUGAAACACCAGAAUCGCAAGUUACUUGAUCUCAGCUUGGGUUUUGCUGCUGGAGUCAUGACAGCGGCAUCAUUCUGGUCGUUGCUAGCUCCUGCCAUAGAAAUUUCGGAGAAGACAAUGGGAUCACUAGCAUUUCUUCCGGUGGCAGUUGGAUUUGCUGUUGGCGCUGCAUUUGUACAUUUUGCUGAUCGGAUGCUGCCCAGCUGUGUGAUGGGCGAUACGGUUGUCAUGGACUACUUGGCCCCGGCGAAAACUGAUACGCAAUUAUCACUCGUAACAGCUGCUAAUGGUUCUGAGAGCACAUCAGCGUCUCGGCCUUCUGAUGCUGAAGAAAUCGGUGAAGGGAGUGAUUCAACGGAAGCACGUGACAAGGAAACGAUGCGUCGUCUUGAAGAUGAGUAUCGGUCAUCAUGGAGGAGGAUCAUGCUUCUUAUUUUAGCUGUCACGGUGCACAACAUACCGGAGGGCCUUGCCGUUGGUGUGGGUUUCGGUUCCAUUGGAAAGACUGAGUCGGCUAAAUUUGAGACAGCAUUUAAUUUGGCAAUUGGUAUCGGACUUCAAAACUUUCCUGAAGGAUUGGCUGUUUCGUUACCAUUGGCAGCUUUUGGUCAUUCAAAGCUGAAGGCGUUUUGGUACGGUCAGUUGUCUGGAAUGGUGGAACCAAUCUCGGCUUUACUGGGAGCUGCAGCUAUCAUUUUGAUGGAGCCCUUACUACCGUAUGCAUUGGCUUUUGCUGCUGGAGCAAUGAUCUACGUUGUAGUUGACGACAUCAUACCAGAGGCACAACGGAGCGGAAAUGGAAAGCUUGCCUCAGUAGCGUGUAUCAUUGGCUUCCUAGUGAUGAUGUGCAUGGACGUUGGUCUGGGUGCAAUGCAGCUAAGCAGAGUUCUUCGAUUACCAAGAAAACCAUUCACAGAACUGGACUAUGCUCGUCACAUGCCGAAGGAAUAUGUUGAUAGGCUGAAAAGAGUCGUGCCAAAAAAAGUUUACAGUGGAAGAUUCGGAGCUCCUGAUAUUACUCGCUGGGUGAUCCAUCCAGAUGAUUAUGAGCCGAGUAAUCAGCGACCAUGGGUUAACGAUGAACUCUCGAAGUCAUUGGAAAGAGCUGAUCAAUACCACCAAGCAAUGAUCUCAAAUAAGUUUUUCAAACUACGCCGUUCGAAAGUUCGACGUAUGCCAGACGAAAAGUGGACUUUUCUGCCUGGAGAUCUUGUACAGGUGAUGGUUGGAAAAGAUAAAGGACGCCAAGGGACUGUAAUAUGGAAUGAGCAGCCGUUAAGCGUUGAGAAAGAGCAUGUAAAACUGGUGGAUCCUAACGACAACGAGCCCUGUGAAGCGAAAUGGGUGUUGAACGAUGCAGGGGAUGAGUACAUUCGUAUAUCGAUGCGAUCUGGUUUCGAAAUCCCAGUUCCAAGCCAAGCAAAGGUCACGUACGAGUAUCUGUUACCGGAUAAGUACAUCGAAGUUGAAGAGAAAGAUACACCAGCUGCAUUGGUACUGGAACGAACAUAUGUACCAAAGUUGACCUCGUUCGAAGACGAGAUAUGUGAGGAAGUUGGCAUCAAAGCGCAACCGCCACGGAAACCAACUUACUGGUAUUAG